UGCUAGCUACUGUACCCACAGUGAAAGCUAGCUAGCUAGCGAUUAACCCACCUAGUUCAUAACAGCAAGCGUUAACGUUACAUCACUUUCGGUGUCUUACCUGGGAAAUAGCGGCCUAAAAGGAGCCAGCGCUUCCCACUUCAUGCAAUAACUAUUAGGUGUACUGACAUUAGUAUGACACAUUGAUCAGUCAGGCUAAAACACGAGAGCGAAAGUUGCAGUGACUAAACAAUUUUGUUUUAUCGAAGCGGCUGUCAAGACGCGACUGAUUUCAUCGUGCCCAGGUUUUGACACAAAAGACGAGUUAUGUCCUGUCCAUGCACUUCGGCUGCCAGGUUGUUCUUUAACACUGCCCACAGAGGAUUGUCCUGCUCUCGGACCCAUUUGUUUUCUGUGGGUCGUCAGGGGUCUCGGGAAACUCAUUUAUAUCCAUGGGUACGGGUGAGGUCAUUUUCAGAGACCACAGUCUGCUAUUCUUCUAAAGAUGGGACCACAAAGGACAAUGGAAGUGAUGGUGUAAAGAAAAACAUCAGUGAGGGGAAGAGAUUAUCUGGCUCUGGAGGAUCAGGCAAGGGGGGAAGCCAGCUGCGCUGCCCUAAAUGUGGUGAUCCCUGCACACAUGUCGAGACCUUUGUUUCAUCAACUCGAUUUGUCAAAUGUGAGAAAUGCCAUCAUUUCUUUGUGGUUCUGUCUGAAACGGACUCUAAGAAGGGGCUAAACAAAGAGCCAGAAUCUGCUGCGGAGGCAGUGAAACUGGCAUUUGCACAAAAACCCCCACCUCCGCCUAAGAAGAUAUAUGCUUACCUCGACAAGUAUGUUGUUGGCCAGUCCUAUGCAAAAAAGGUGUUAGCAGUUGCAGUGUACAAUCACUACAAACGCAUCUACAACAACAUCCCUGCUGGAAGUCGACAGCAAGUUGAGGUGGAAAAACAGCCCUCUCUUACACCUCGUGAGCUAGAGAUGAGAAGACGAGAGGAUGAGUACAGAUUCACAAAGCUGCUGCAGAUCGCAGGGAUCAGUCCUCAUGGGAAUGCUUUGGGAGCGUCCAUGCAGCAGCAGGCGAGCCAGCAGGCACCUCAGGAGAGGAGGGGCGGAGAGGUCCUGGACUCCACACACACUGACAUUAAACUGGAGAAGAGCAACAUCAUCCUUCUAGGUCCAACUGGCUCAGGAAAAACAUUGUUGGCACAGACACUGGCACGUUGUCUGGAUGUUCCCUUUGCAAUUUGUGAUUGCACCACAUUAACUCAAGCUGGAUACGUGGGAGAAGACAUCGAGUCAGUUAUUGCCAAACUGCUGCAAGAUGCCAACUACUCAGUGGACAAAGCACAGCAAGGUAUUGUGUUCCUGGAUGAGGUUGAUAAGAUUGGCAGUGUGCCUGGAAUCCAUCAGCUGAGAGAUGUAGGAGGAGAGGGAGUCCAGCAGGGGUUGCUUAAACUCUUGGAAGGUACAAUUGUUAAUGUCCCUGAGAAAAACUCCAGGAAACUGAGAGGAGAAACAGUUCAGGUAGACACAACAAACAUUCUGUUUGUUGCAUCUGGUGCCUUCAACGGACUUGACAGAAUCAUUAGCAGAAGAAAGAAUGAAAAGUAUUUGGGUUUUGGAACUCCCUCCAACCUGGGGAAAGGGCGCCGUGCUGCGGCUGCUGCAGACUUGGCUAACACCAGCGGUGAGACGGACACGGUGGCAGAGAUAGAAGAGAAGGACAGGCUGCUGAAACACGUCGAGGCCAGGGACCUGAUUGAGUUUGGAAUGAUCCCAGAGUUUGUUGGCCGUCUGCCUGUGGUUGUUCCUCUGCACAGCCUCGAUGAAGACACGCUAGUCCGAAUCUUGACUGAACCACGCAAUGCUGUGGUGCCCCAGUACCAGGCUCUGUUCAGCAUGGACAAAUGUGACCUUAAUGUGACUCAGGAUGCCCUGAGGGCCAUAGCCAGGAUGGCUCUGGAGAGAAAAACUGGAGCUCGCGGGCUCAGAUCCAUCAUGGAAAAGCUCCUUCUGGAGCCCAUGUUUGAGGUGCCACAUUCUGACAUCAUAGUUGUCGAGCUGGACAAAGAUGUUGUCCAAGGAAAAGCACAACCCAGAUAUAUCAGAGCUCCGGCCAAGGAGUCUACAGAGGAAGAAUAUGACUCAGGCAUUGAGGAAGACAACUGGCCACGGCAGGCGGAUGCUGCUAACAACUGAAACACAUCACUCAUUUCACCUACAGAUCAUCUUUGAGAUCAUUAGAUUACUAUGGACCUUUGGAUACCAACUCUGGGUUUUAUGAUAGCCCCCUGACAAAUAAGCUGUGGCCAUUGUAUCAAGGGUAAUGAAGGCUGGUGGUUCUGACUAAGGAGUGGUUUCAUCAUGAACAAGUUCAGUGUUUGUAACAAGCUUUGGUCCCAUGCAUCAGAUGUUAAGCCUCUAGCAGUGCACUGGCAGGGUGGACCUUUAUAAAAUAUUUCAAUCUCUGGGGAUUGUUAACAUUUUAUCUAUAUAAAGAUAAUGCAAUUUUAUUCAUGAGAGGAUUUGUAGCUAGUUGAUUUGUUGUUGUUUUUUUGUGGUGAUGGGCUGUCAUGGCAAGGGAGGCAAAUGUUUUGGGAUCAUACUGUACACUUGAAAACGUGGGGUGCUGAGCAAGUGUAGAUGUGACGUUACCAUGUCAAGUAAUGCCUUAUAUAUCAUAAGGGCAUAAUAUUCCUUGAGCACAUCAAUAUUUUGAUGUUUUCUUCUUUACCACCAUUGUAAUAAUGGUGUUCACAGUAAAAUCGGGCUGUAAAUGUUGAGCUGUGCUGCAUUUGUAUGCAGUUUGUAUGACAUGACCUCUAAUAGGGAGAACACAUUGUGACAUGUAAUGCACCAGCACACUAAACAGAGCAGAUGAAGAAUAAUGGUGACCUUUUUAAACAACCAGAAUGGUUAUUUUUCAGUGUUUUGCUUCCUCCUUUAGCCCACUCAUUAGGGAAUGUAUAUGUGUUUACUUACAGACCUCUGCGACUGGAUCAGAGGGCUGUCUCACAAAGCGGGAUAAGCAGGUUAGCCACUAAGUGUUUCCGUUUUGGACUAACUUUCCUAUUUCCUAUUUACAUGACUGAAUCGCAUUCUUAAACUUGACAUUAAAGCUUUAUUGUCCACGUUCAUAUCAUUAUCAAACAGAUCGUCCCGUCACAGUUAGCUGGAUGCUGCUCUAAACCCGCUUUGUGAGAACCCCCUCAGAACAGCGCAGGUGUCUUUACUUUUUUUUUUAUUUUUUUGUGCGUACCCCAGCAUUGCUAAAACUCACUUGACCUUUUGGUGACAAAACAUUUUGUUAUUAAAAGGUACCUCAGUACAUGUUUGUAAUCAAGCCUUCAUCUAAAAUGCUCUCAGACUGAACUGAACCGCGCUGCUGUACUGCUCAAAAAAAUGCUGUUUGUGCUAUGAAAUAAAAUUAAACUAGAUCUGUUCUC
Molecule: messenger RNA, 3428 nt
Organism: Scatophagus argus
Lineage: Eukaryota; Metazoa; Chordata; Actinopteri; Scatophagidae
Gene: clpxb
Product: caseinolytic mitochondrial matrix peptidase chaperone subunit Xb
Exons: 15
Coding region: 307-2181 (624 amino acids)
Biological process (GO): protein catabolic process; proteolysis; protein folding
Cellular component (GO): mitochondrial matrix
Molecular function (GO): protein dimerization activity; ATP hydrolysis activity; zinc ion binding
Source: RefSeq, a predicted model, not a curated record